CCCCACGGCUGGGGCGCCUCGGCCAGCGGGCCGGGAGCGGUGCGUUGGCGCUGCUCGGAGAGGCCGGCAGUCAUGUGGACGUCGCUCGGCGCCGUCACGGAGCCCGCCGGCCCCCGGGCAGCGAGCGGCCGCUUCUGGGCCGUCACCCUGGGGGCAGCGGUCGGGCUCUUUCUCCUCGGGUUCCUCAUCGGCUGGUUUGCAAAACCUGUAGAAGAGAAGACACCUUUGAGACAUCAUGAGGAGAUGAAGGCGGCAUUUAUGGCUGAGAUGAAAACUGAAAACAUCAAACACUUUCUUUUCAAUUUUACACAGCGUCCUCACCUUGCAGGGACAAAGGAGAAUCUCUAUCUGGCACAGCAGGUUCAAGCUGAGUGGAAGGAGUUUGGUUUGGAUUCUGUUCAGUUGGUUCAUUAUGAUGUCCUGCUCUCUUAUCCUGAUGAAAAUCAACCCAAUUAUGUCUCAGUAAUUGAUGAGCAUGGAAAUGAGGUAUUCAACACAUCAUUAUCAGAGCCGCCUCCUGCAGGGUAUGAGGCAGUUGGAGAUGUGGUGCCACCUUACAGUGCAUUUUCAGCCCAAGGAGUACCUGAGGGUGAGUUAGUGUAUGUCAAUUAUGGCCGCACUGAGGACUUCUUUAAGCUGGAACGUGAAAUGGGAAUUAACUGUACAGGAAAGAUUGUUAUUGCCAGAUAUGGGAAGAUCUUCAGAGGAAAUAAGGUGAAGAAUGCUGAACUCGCAGGUGCCAAGGGAAUUAUUCUCUACUCAGACCCUGCUGACUACUGUGCUCCAGGAGUAGAUCCAUAUCCAAAUGGCUGGAACCUUCCAGGUGGAGGAGCCCAGCGUGGAAAUGUAUUAAACCUGAAUGGUGCAGGAGAUCCUCUGACACCAGGCUAUCCUGCAAAAGAGUACACCUACCGGUUAGACAAAGCCAGUGGUGUAGGUCUCCCAAAAAUUCCAGUUCAUCCCAUUGGUUAUCACGAUGCUGAGUCAUUACUGCGUAAUAUGGGAGGAUCUGCACCACCACAUAGUAGCUGGAAAGGAAAUUUGAAUGUGUCUUACAAUGUUGGUCCUGGUUUCACAACAAAUUAUUCUACAAGAAAGGUAAAAAUGCACAUUCAUAGCAACAACAAAGUAACAAGAAUUUACAAUGUGAUUGGUACCAUCAGAGGCACAGUGGAACCAGAUAGAUAUGUCAUCCUGGGAGGUCACCGUGACUCAUGGGUAUUUGGUGGCAUUGAUCCGCAGAGUGGAGCAGCUGUGGUUCAUGAGAUUGUGAGGAGCUUUGGAAAACUGAAAAAAGAAGGAUGGAGGCCACGGAGAACAGUGAUAUUUGCAAGCUGGGAUGCAGAGGAAUUUGGCUUGUUAGGAUCAACAGAGUGGGCUGAGGAAAAUGCCAAACUAUUGCAAUCACGAGGAGUGGCUUAUAUCAAUGCAGAUUCCUCCAUUGAAGGAAACUAUACACUAAGAGUGGAUUGUACACCACUGAUGUACAGACUGGUGUACAGUGUGACCAAAGAGAUACCAAGUCCCGAUGAAGGGUUUGAAGGAAAAUCUCUUUAUGAGAGCUGGUAUAAAAAAAAUCCAUCAACAGAAUAUAAAGAGGUCCCCAGAAUAAAUAAACUGGGUUCUGGCAAUGACUUUGAGGUCUUUUUUCAACGUCUUGGCAUCGCUUCAGGCAGAGCACGUUACAGUAAAAACUGGAAUGUAGAAAAAUAUAGCAGCUAUCCAGUUUACCACAGUGUGUAUGAAACAUAUGAAAUUGUGGAAAGAUUUUAUGAUCCCUCUUUCAAGAAUCAUCUGACAGUAGCUCAGGUACGGGGAGGGCUGGUGUUUGAAUUGGCCAACUCUGUUCUGCUUCCUUUUGACUGCAGAGAUUAUGCAUCAGCUCUGAGCAACUAUGCUCAUAUCAUCUAUAAUAUGUCUAGGAAUCAUGAGGAAGAACUGGCAAUAUACAAUGUAUCCUUUGAUGCUCUCUUUUCAGCUGUGAAGAAUUUUACAGAAGUCGCUGAUAGCUUUCAUGACAGACUGCAACAAAUAGAUAUCAACAACCUGCUUGCUGUCAGAUCGUUAAAUGAUCAACUCAUGUUUCUAGAAAGGGCUUUCAUUGAUCCACUUGGAUUACCUGGAAGGCCAUUCUAUAGACAUGUUAUCUUUGCUCCAAGCAGCCAUAACAAGUAUGCAGGAGAAUCAUUCCCAGGAAUCUAUGAUGCCAUGUUUGACAUUAAAAACAAAGCUGAUCAAGAUGAAGCCUGGAAAGAAGUUAAGAGGCAGAUCUCCAUUGCAGCCUUCACUGUACAGGCAGCAGCAGGAACACUGAAAGAAGUAGCAUAAAUAUCAACAUUAUUAUCAGUGAAGACUAGGUAUGACAGUGUGCAGAUGCAUCAAAACCAGAACAUGAAAACACUAAGAAAAACACUAGAAGUGCCACAAAACCCAAACAAUCUUGUUCUUUGCAAUUAAUACAACCAAGUGGAAUGCAUUUAGCAGUGUUAACAAGGUAAUGAUGUAUUUCAUUUCACAAGCUCAGGCUUUAGGUAAAUUCUGAAGUGACAGUCUAGAUGAGAAAAAAAUAUUUUCUCUGCUUUGUAUUUUAAGGAUCUAACCACUGGAUUUAUUUUCGGAGCUCUGAAUUCUGCUUGCUUCAUUAAUUCUUUAACUUUAUAUUUUUGUCUUCGAGUUGUGUAUUUGUACUCCAUGAUAGUGUUUUCACUUUUCUUUUACGUGAAGAUUCACAUAUGAAAAUGGUAAAACUGUCACAUAUAGUGUGAGGAAUGUAUUAUGAUCAUAACAAAUUUUGGGCUGCCAGCCCAAAAUACUCAUCCAUUAUGUCCUUUUCUUCACAUGCGAAGUCUUUCAGCUGCUUGUAAAUAGAUUUAAGCAAGAAGCUUUCUAGUCACUGGAGUGAAAAUUAGGUGAUAUAUCUUAUCAGAAUGAUAAUGAUGUCGCAAAACAUCACUUUCAAGAUGAAGACCUGGUUUUAUACUUUCAUCCCAAACAUACCUAUGCCAUAUCUUUGCCAUACCACAGCAUUCUUAAUAUUAAGACAACUAGAAGAAAAGAAAAUUCAUCAUGUCCUUCAUAUAAAAGUUUACUAAAUUAUCAAAACCACCAUAGAACCUGUAUUUCUGAUUUUGGCAUGCAGCUUACUCUUACACCAAGCUGCUAGAAGGGACAACUGAAAUCAGAUGGAGAAGACUCAGAAAACCAGGUCAAUUCAUCUGACAGUCUGCCACUGCAGGAAUUAAUAAGCUCUUUGAUGGCAAAUAUUUCUGUGAAAUUUGAUUUGCUUUCUCAUCUGAGUCCUCUGCCAUUUAGAAGAUUCAUCUGUCAUCUGGUGGAUUUCAUUGUUGUGAAAGAUUUUUUAUUUUCCAAAGCAAUUAAUUUAUUCUUAAAAAUUCAUCUUUUCACAUUAAAACCCUUUAUUGUUAAAUCAUUUUACUUAGCAGUUAGUCUUUCUCAAAAUAAUCCAGUUUAUCAGGUAAUGGGAAGUGCUCUUGCAACCACAUUACUAAGCAGUUAUUUACACAUUUUUAUGGAAUUGAUUAAAGCUGGAAUAAGAGCAUAAAGACAUGUUCUCCCAAAUGUAGUUGUCUGGAUGGAAGGCCCUCUCCUCUCCUCUCCUCUGCUCUCCUCUGCUCUCCUCUCCUCUGCUCUCCUCUGCUCUCCUCUCCUCUGCUCUCCUCUCCUCUCCUCUCCUCUCCUCUCCUCUCCUCUCCUCUCCUCUCCUCUCCUCUCCUCUCCUCUCCUCUCCUCUCCUCUCCUCUCCUCUCCUCUCCUCUCCUCUCCUCUCCUCUCCUCUCCUCUCCUCUCCUUCUAUUCUAUUUUGGAUUAUGAGUUAUAACAAAUGAGCAAAAAAUGAACGAACAGUUUUGUGUGCACUGAGAAACGGCAUUUCACAUUACUCAUUUACUAGUAGGACAAUAAGAAGCACGGGUCACGUGACAUUUAUGAAUGAAAUCAAGCCAACUGGCACAUGCCAGCAAAUGAAGCAUUCAGUUCUUAUCAGCCUAGUGGCAAAACAAUGGUUAAAUGAAUAAUAAAUAAGCAUUCUAAGGCCUGUCUGUUAAUAUGUUCUUGAGAACUCUGUAACUUUACUGACAAAUAUUUCCAGUUCAGUGAUUCUUAGAGCUCAAAAAACAUCCUGAACCAGCCGCAUGCACAAGGAGAUAUGUCCUAUGAGCAGGUCUUCUAAGACACACUAUGAGAAGCCAGACAGAAGAACAGAGACUUUUUUAGCAUCUGUACUCAGUUGGAUCUGUCAGUGUAGCUCAGGUGUAUAGCUGUUAGCUAACUGGAGCCCUGAAUGUGGAAUCCAGGGAGUGGUUGGUGUGCAAAUUCACCUUCACUGAUGGAGAUCUUCUGGCUGCAUUGAAUCAAAGAAUGGUUGAAAUGGAGCCCUGAAUGUCAUCUAGUCCAACCCCACUGUUAUGGGCAGGGAUGCUUUUCACUAGAUCAGGCUGCCCAUGGCUCCCUUACAGCUUGGCUUUCCAGGGAUGGGACAUCCAUAGCUUCUCUGGGCAACCUUUUCCAGUGCCUCACCACCCUUAUGCUAAAGGAUUCCUUCCUUAAAUGUAAUCAAAAAAGCAUAAAUCUUUUUUGUUGGACUUUACAGUGAGUCGAACUUGUAAUGCUACCAACUGCUGUUGACCAGAUUAACCAUUUUGACUCUUAAGCUUUGAUAUUAAUCCACAAUAACUGGCCAAGAAGUACUAUUGAGUUAAUUUUUAAAAACUGGUUGUAAAUAUGAAUAAAAAAAUAAAAUUGACUGAAUGUGUUGAA
Gallus gallus (chicken) is the source of this 4776-nucleotide messenger RNA. RefSeq names its product folate hydrolase 1 (gene FOLH1). Gene Ontology annotation, molecular function: carboxypeptidase activity. The record is from RefSeq and is a predicted model, not a curated record. The transcript is spliced from 19 exons. Lineage: Eukaryota; Metazoa; Chordata; Aves; Galliformes; Phasianidae. Bases 73 to 2328 code for a protein of 751 amino acids.